Molecule: messenger RNA, 1373 nt
Organism: Chrysochloris asiatica (Cape golden mole)
Lineage: Eukaryota; Metazoa; Chordata; Mammalia; Afrosoricida; Chrysochloridae
Gene: C1QTNF3
Product: C1q and tumor necrosis factor related protein 3
Exons: 6
Coding region: 17-976 (319 amino acids)
Molecular function (GO): protein binding
Source: RefSeq, a predicted model, not a curated record
GGCUCUGCUGGGAACCAUGCUCCGGAGAAAGCUCGCCUGUUGGCACCUGCUGGCUCUGUUUUUCCUCCCAUUUUGCCUGUGUCAAGACGAAUACAUGGAGGUGAGCGGAAGAGCUAAGAAAGCGGUGGCGAGAAUAGUGCAAAGCCACCAGCAGACUGGCCGUAGCGAUUCCUGGAGGGAGAAAGUGAGAGAGCGGAGCCAUCCUAAAACUGGGAGUGUGGAUAAUAACACUUCUACAGACCUAAAACCCCAGAGACCAGAUGAGCUACCGCACCCCGAGGUAGAUGACCUAGUCCAGAUCACCCCAUUCUGGGGCCAGUCUCCCCAAACUGGAGGACUGCCCCCAGACUGCAGCAAGUGUUGCCAUGGAGACUAUGGCUUCCGAGGCUACCAAGGCCCCCCUGGACCUCCAGGCCCCCCUGGCAUUCCAGGGAAUCAUGGAAACAAUGGCAAUAAUGGGGCCACUGGUCAUGAAGGGGCCAAAGGUGAGAAAGGAGACAAAGGUGACCUGGGACCACGAGGAGAGCGAGGGCAGCAUGGUCCCAAAGGAGAGAAGGGCUAUCCCGGAGUUCCACCAGAACUACAGAUUGCAUUCAUGGCAUCUCUUGCAACUCACUUCAGCAAUCAGAACAGUGGGAUUAUCUUCAGCAGUGUUGAGACCAACAUUGGAAACUUCUUUGAUGUCAUGACUGGUAGAUUUGGGGCCCCAGUAUCAGGUGUGUACUUCUUCACCUUCAGCAUGAUGAAGCAUGAGGAUGUUGAUGAGGUGUAUGUGUACCUGAUGCACAAUGGCAACACGGUCUUCAGCAUGUACAGCUAUGAAACCAAGGGGAAAUCAGAUACAUCCAGCAAUCAUGCAGUGCUGAAGCUGGCCAAAGGGGAUGAAGUUUGGCUGAGAAUGGGCAAUGGUGCUCUUCACGGUGACCACCAGCGCUUCUCCACCUUUGCUGGAUUCCUACUCUUUGAAACUAAGUAAAUACAGGAAUAAACCAGCUCCACAACUGGGCUGGUUUUGUUAUGAUCUGAGAAAUAGUAGAGUUGAGGGAUCUACAUGCUACAUUGAAAAAAGAUAUAUAUUCUGGUUACAUUUGCUAGUCAUGCUACAGGUUGGUUAAUAAUGUUGGAUGACUCAGGACCUCAGACGAAUAUAACCACAACACAGUCUUCCCAAGUCACCGUGACUAAUACUCUCAGCACCUUUGUCACCUUUAUAAACACCGAAAGGCAAAUUUCCUUAUGGUGUAGCUUGGAAACAAAGGUCCCGAUCAAGUAAGUCAUUUGCAAAGUGUUUUGACGGCUAUGUUCUUAUUUUUCUAUUGGCUUUCAGAAACCGCUGAAGUCUUUAGUACAUCAUUCUUUAUAACUUUUGAGAG